This is a messenger RNA of Parnassius apollo (apollo), 327 nucleotides long. Lineage: Eukaryota; Metazoa; Arthropoda; Insecta; Lepidoptera; Papilionidae. The record is from the annotation of a GenBank genome assembly.
AUGGCCAUAAAAAGAUCUCUCUCUACUACGGAUGUGGAAGGAUUGGGUCACGAGGACAAAUUAUCAAAAUUAAUUAUGCAGCGUAAUAAGAGACUAAGAGAAGAGGACUUACCGACUGAAUUCGUCAAAUUUAAGGAAGAGAUGAGAGACUUAAUUACGAUCUUAGUAGCUCCUCAGACUGCACAAUUUAGAGAAAUCAAAGGUGAAUUGCAAUCGAUUAAGGAUACAAAUGCUAAUAUCGAUUCAUCAAUAUUAUUACUUACCGCUCAGAACAAGGAACUCUGCAAGAAAGUAGAAAAACUACUAAACUCUGGAAGUGCAAGCUAA